GGUGCAGUACGGUCGGUAGUCGGGCGUCAGUUGUAGUUAGACUACUCACAUAGCAGCACUUGAAACUUUAAUUUUUUUUUUUAUCAUCAGAUAAGCAAUAGUGUUUGUCUUAUCUCAUGAAACCACCACUGUUACUGUGCGUAGCAAUUGUAGUUCAAAAUAUGAGUUACCUUUAGUUAAAAAGAUAUUGGACGGUAAUACAAAAAGCGCAGAUUUGGUCUGAUAGAAACACACAUAUACACACACACAAAGGGAUAUCCCAUCUGGAGAUGUUUUUUCGUACCGUCCUGCACUGUCUAUGGAUCGGAUCCAUGACUUCAUGGGUUCGGGGUCUGGACUUUAAUUUCCACGACAGCAAACACAUAGAAGUAUAUUUGCAGUCCGUCAGCAAAAACUAUUCGACCUUCACAAGCCUGUACAGUAUUGGAAAAUCGGUGCAAGGUAGAGAGCUCUGGGUCUUGGUUCUGGGAAAGUACCCAAUGGAACACAAAGUUGGGAUUCCGGAAUUCAAGUAUGUUGGCAACAUGCAUGGUGAUGAGGUGGUUGGCAGAGAAAUGCUUUUGCAUUUGAUAGACUACCUGGUGAAAAACUACGGGGCAGAUUCCACCGUCACCAGGCUGAUUGACAGCUCUCGCCUUCAUGUCCUGCCUUCGAUGAACCCAGACGGGUUCGAGGCUUCCGCGCCCCCUGACUGCGUUUUCUCCAAUGGAAGGUACAACAGAAACAACGUGGACCUGAACAGAAACUUUCCAGACACCUUCUCAACGGCUGCUUCCUCCAGCGUGCAGCCCGAGACGCAGGCAGUGAUGAGCUGGAUCCAGAGAGAGAGCUUCGUGCUCUCUGCCAAUCUACAUGGCGGGACCGUCGUAGCCAGCUAUCCGUACGACAACAGCAACGGAGGAAGCGAGCUGGUUAAUGGAGUGAGUCGCUCCCCAGAUCAUGACGUUUAUGUACAUCUUGCUAAAACCUACUCCUAUAACCACACUACAAUGCACACAGGCACUCAGUGUGGCUCUUUAACUUUCCCAGACGGAAUAACAAACGGAUACCAGUGGUACACUUUAAUAGGUGGCAUGCAGGAUUAUAACUACGUCUGGGGGCAGUGCUUUGAAAUAACACUGGAGCUGUCUUGCUGCAAAUACCCUCCCGCAGAUCAGCUCGCAGACUUCUGGCAGGAGAACAGAGCCGCCCUGCUGGCGUACAUGCAGCAGGUCCACCUGGGUGUCAAGGGCCAGGUUUUAGAUGUUGAUGGAAAUCCGAUCCCAAGCGCUGUGGUGGAAGUUCAAGGGAGGAACAACAUUUGCCCGUACAAAACCAACAAGCACGGGGAAUACUACAGACUCCUGCUACCCGGGACGUACACAUUUGUGGUGACCGUUCCUGGAAGAGAACCGAUGAAAAAGACGCUGCAAAUCCCAAAUGGGCCGGCGAGCUUCUCUGCCUUGAAAUACGACUUUGUUUUCCAAAGCAACUCCCCUACCUCAGACUCUGUUGCUGCAGAAUCCUGCACCACCGCAAACCACAACAGCAACAACGCAGCAGCCUCCCUUCAGGCUCCUCACUUCGCUAUCCUGCUAGCCCUAGCUGGGGCUACGGCAAUGAGUGGACUAGUCCACAGCUAGCUGAUAGGAGGGCUAGUCGAUUUGCAAAAUCAGUAGUGGACUAGUUGGCUUUGUUUAUAAAGCCAUGCCACAGAGCCAUGUUGCAGUGAUCCUUUUUCACCGCUGUCCUGGUACCGUUUAUCACAAUCCAGUGUGGUUUAAACUAAGGUCCAUGUUAGUAAACAAAUACAAAGUCUGUACCCUUACCUUCGUUUAAUCCUCCGCAUCUGUAUUUAUCAACUGGUUCAGAAAAGAAAUGUCGUCUCAGCGCUGUCCCUUUUCCGUGUUUGUUACUUUCGGAAGUCUCACUGCAUGAUGUGUUGGGGAUUCUCCUUCUGGAAUCCAAGCCUGCACAAUGUGCUCAUGUUUAUCUACAUAUAAAUAGCAUUAUAUAUAAAGGAUGUGUAUCUUUAAUAAUAAUAAUAAUAAUAACAGUAGGCUUCAGCAAUACAGUGAGCAUGUAACUAAUGCAUUUAUAAUGACACAAAGCUUUACAAUAGUGAUAUUAAAAUGUUAUUUUAUGGUAGUAAUCAUCAAAAACCUUUCAUAACAUGUUAAUAAAUGUUCUAGAAAUGUAUCUUUUAAACUGACGUGUGGACCUUAACUCCAGGAAGGUCUGUCAGCCUGUUCGUGGUUUAGCUUUGUAGGAUCUUUCUAUGGCUGCUAAUCAGCUAACCACAAUCCCACAAUAAUGACAGUAAAUGAGAUUUGGGAUGGCCAUAAGGUUGAGUUUGAGCAUUGCGUGUCUGUUCCAGCAGGGAUCAGAUUAGCUCUUCUUAAGACUGCACAUUCACACAUCUUGUGUUCCACGCAGUUGCUCCAGUUACCUGAGAAGCGUUGGCAGACAAAUGCUUUAUUUAUUUAUUUUUUUAUUUUUUUAGCAAAAUCUUGACUUCUAGAAAGGGUAGCACAGCUAGGAAAAAAGUUAUAAAGGAACAGCAGACUGUGUCGAUUGCAGGUGUGCAGUGACAUAGAGGUUUGGUCAGUGUGAAUCAGACAUUCUGGUUUUACUUUCCCUUUUUGUACUGUUUUUAAUAUAUUUUUAUACAGAUAGCUAAUUUGUACGUUGUAUUUUAAUGCCACAAAUGUUAAGAGUGUGCAAGUUAAACGAGGCUGCGUAUGUUCUUCACACUUUAGUAAAAUGAUUUGCUUUUGUACUACCUCACAGCAAUAUUAAUUGAAAUGCAAGGAAAACUUGCAGCGUGCAUUUUUCAACACUUGAUCUAAAUAAACAUGAUCCAAAA
Molecule: messenger RNA, 2845 nt
Organism: Acipenser ruthenus (sterlet)
Lineage: Eukaryota; Metazoa; Chordata; Actinopteri; Acipenseriformes; Acipenseridae
Product: carboxypeptidase M-like
Exons: 9
Coding region: 270-1622 (450 amino acids)
Biological process (GO): proteolysis
Cellular component (GO): cell surface
Molecular function (GO): metallocarboxypeptidase activity; zinc ion binding
Source: RefSeq, a predicted model, not a curated record